GAGGUGAAAGGAGAGGGGGGUUGAGGUGAGUGGAGAGGUGAGAGGAGAGGGGGGCUGGAGUGAGGAGAUGGUCUGAGGUGCAUGAAGAGAUGGUGUCAGGUGAGGAUGCGAGUGUCUCAGGUUAAUGGAGAAGAGGGUCUUAGGCGAGGAGGGAGUUUGGUGAGAAGGGAAUCAAGGUUAGGAGGGAACAGGUGACGAGGGUGAAGAGGUGAUCCGGUGAAGAGGAGGCGGGAGAGAAGGGAGAGAAAGUCGUGUGAGGAGGGACUUGGAGACGAGUGAGGCGGAGGGUGAGUUGAGGUGAGGAGGAGCCGGGUAGUAAGACGGUGUAGUGGAGGUAUUCUGGGUGCGCAGAGGGACCGGUCAAAGAGCAGGGAGCCAGCAUGGCCGACCUCCGUCUGGCCGGGAUGGAGGCGGCGGCCGUGUCGGUGCUGAGUCGCGCCGUGGACCUGGACCGUGAGUCCCGCCUGCCGGAGGCGCUCGUGUGCUACCAAGAGGGCAUCCAGCUUCUCAUCGACAUCCUCAAGGCCAUAAAGGAAGAUGCAAAGAAGAGCCACUAUCGCCAAAAGAUUGAAGUCUACAUGGAGAGGGCUGAGAAAAUCAAGCAGCAAGUGAACAUCCAGAAAGAAAGUGGCAAGUAUCACGAGCAGUUGCGAAUCGCUGAUAACGCUACGGGAUUCAGCUACGUGAAGCUGUUUGGACCGUACCUGGACGAGACUGUGAGCGAGGUGUGGGUGGAGGAUCCUUACAUCCGUCACAUCCAUCAGCUUUACAACCUCCUCCGGUUUUGCGAGAUGCUGAUCCAAGGACCGUGUAAAGUGAAAAAGGUCAACCUCCUUACUUCACAAGACGAGACUGGGAGCAAUGGACUACAGGAGGGUGCACUCCUGGAACUGAGGCAGAGUCUUCAAGGCCACAACAUCGCACUCAACAUCUCCUACUCAGACACGCUGCACGACCGGGAAAUCAGGUUUAAUAAUGGCUGGAUAAUCAAGAUUGGACGAGGUCUGGAUUAUUUUAAGAAGCCCGCGGGCCGUUUCAGCAUCGGCUACGCAGACUACGACUUGCGGCCUUGCCACGAGACCACGGUGGACAUCUUUCACAGGAAGCACACCAAGGAGGGCUGAGACCACGCAUCCAAGUUUUCACAAAGACAAUGUCUUAAUGAAAACAAAUACGGUGUACAGAAACAUUCAAAACUGUUCAUAAAGGCGGAACAUACGCCGAGAUUGCACAAAGGACCGGAGUCUGACAAGGAGACACGCUUGAGUGUGACGACGAUUUACAGUGGCUGAUGACAUAUUGUGCAACAUGUUUUGUUAAAUACGCCUGUUAUGUGUAUACUAUGUAUAGUAAUAUUUUAUAAGCUUGGGAUUUUGAUAUGGCACUUGAAAGUUUAAAUUUAUAUUGUUCCAGUUUCUUUUCUGGGUUCCAUGGGAGAUUUUAAGGCACAUUACAAAUGUUAAUAUUAAAAUAAAGAUUACAACACUG
Petromyzon marinus (sea lamprey) is the source of this 1488-nucleotide messenger RNA. It is a transcript of the gene MITD1, whose product is annotated as microtubule interacting and trafficking domain containing 1. The record is from RefSeq and is a predicted model, not a curated record. Lineage: Eukaryota; Metazoa; Chordata; Hyperoartia; Petromyzontiformes; Petromyzontidae.